AUGUACACAGAGAGGAGGAGUGAGACAGUGGAGGUUGCGGCUGCAUUACGCGCCUGCGCUCUGCGGCCCCAGGGAGCCUUGAUUUGCUCCGGGAUUCCCAGUUCUGCAGCACAGACCGGAGCUGGGAGCGCGGGCGCCGAGUAGGAGCCGUCCAAGAGGGAUUUACAACUAGCGCUGGGACGGAGUCAGACCCCCGAUUACCAGGUCAAACCCCCCCAGAGAAACUAGCGCAGACCCUGCCCAGGCCAGCAGAGGGGAUUCUACAGGCUUUCCAUCUGUGAAUUCGGCACCGCGCUCCAUAAACAAGAUGGGGAAACAGAACAGCAAACUGGCUCCAGAAGUGAUGGAGGAUCUGGUGAAGAGCACGGAGUUUAACGAGCAUGAGCUGAAACAGUGGUACAAAGGGUUCCUGAAGGACUGCCCCAGCGGCAGGCUGAACCUCGACGAAUUCCAGCAGCUCUAUGUAAAGUUUUUCCCAUACGGAGAUGCCUCAAAAUUUGCCCAGCACGCGUUCAGGACCUUUGAUAAGAAUGGAGAUGGAACCAUUGACUUCAGAGAGUUUAUCUGCGCACUGUCAAUCACUUCAAGGGGAAGCUUCGAACAAAAACUUAACUGGGCUUUCAAUAUGUACGACUUGGAUGGGGACGGAAAAAUAACCCGGGUAGAAAUGUUGGAGAUCAUAGAGGCUAUUUAUAAGAUGGUGGGCACUGUGAUAAUGAUGAAAAUGAAUGAAGAUGGUCUGACGCCCGAACAGCGUGUAGACAAGAUAUUCAGCAAAAUGGAUAAGAACAAAGAUGACCAGAUUACGUUGGAUGAAUUCAAAGAGGCUGCAAAGAGCGACCCAUCCAUUGUAUUACUCCUGCAAUGUGACAUUCAGAAGUGAGCGCUUCCAAUGAGCGUUACGGACUGCACAGAAAUGUCAAUGUUCCAUUCAGUUUGCAGCUAUUUCCACAACUAAAUCAAAAAAUAUUAAUAAUAAUAAUUGCUUGGACUACCUAUAAA
This is a messenger RNA of Pelobates fuscus (common spadefoot toad), 1002 nucleotides long. It is a transcript of the gene VSNL1, whose product is annotated as visinin like 1. Bases 308 to 883 code for a protein of 191 amino acids. The transcript is spliced from 4 exons. Gene Ontology annotation, molecular function: calcium ion binding. Lineage: Eukaryota; Metazoa; Chordata; Amphibia; Anura; Pelobatidae. The record is from RefSeq and is a predicted model, not a curated record.